ACGUGGCACAUGACGUGACGGGAGGGGGGAGGGGUGGAGGCUGCAGCUGCCGCUCUGAACUACAUUACCCACAAUCCCUUCCGCGCGUCAACAGCAACAGCUAGGAUGUUGCGAUUUCGCUGCUGGCAGCCAAAGAUUGCUGUGGCUGCAGAGAUUAGGCUGCCGGGGUUGAAACCUCAGCCUUAAACGUGUCUCGCUUGGAUGUCAGAUCGUGUCGGUUUGUCACCUCCUGUCACGGCAGACGAGCUCCUCCUGUCGACCCUGUUUGUGUUGAUGCGGAGCUCUGCAUCGCGCUAACACCGUUAGCUCACUACAAGGAAAAAAAAAAAUCAUAGUUUGAUCGCAAAUGGGAGCAAUUAAAUUAAGCUAAAAAAAAAACGGGGACAGCUAUGUUUCGCUUCACUUAAACCGAGGAUGGAAAGAUAUUUUCGGCUAGCGCACAAGUUACACGUCGGACACGUCGCAGUAUCUUCAGAGGAUAACCUGGAUAACCUUACACGAAAUGUCAUAGCGCCUAAGUAGCUAGCACUGAGCUAGCUGGCUUGGUUAAAUGGCUGGACGAGAUGGAGAAGAAGGAGCUCAUGUUCUCACCAUCAGACCAUGAACAGCUGCACGGAUAGCUAGAGGAAUACGUGUUAGCCUCCUGGGUGGUGGUGGUGUAAUUCAACUUACAUAACGGAAGCUAGUCAGGCUCCACCAUCACCAACAACAACAACUGCUGCUGCUGCUGCCUGUGAGAAAGAAAAAAAAAAAGGCAAAUGGGAAAUUUGCCACCUGAAAUCUGGAUUGUCUCCACAUCAUCAUAAGUGACAGAGGCAUCAUCAUCAUCAUCAUCAUCACUGCUGCAUGCUGUGAGGCUGCAAACAGACUUGUUGUUUCAAGGCGACUGAGCUGCAUCAGUGCAAUAAUUCACGCAGCAGUGAGUCUGUGAUUGAUUAUUAUUAUUUAGAUUUGUGUGUCUGUGUGUGUGUGUGUGUUGGGCAACAACAUGAGGAAGUUCUUUGAUUCACGUCGGGAGUUGGUGAGCUCCGGGCCUGGUUCUGGAGGAGGAGGCAGCAGCUCUGGGUCCAGUCAUGCAGGCGGAAAUUUCAUUGGCAGAGCCUUCACUGUCGGGCGGCACCAAGUCACGGUAGAGGAGAUCGUCGCUGAAGGUGGUUUUGCUAUUGUGUUCCUAGUGCGAACAAAUCAAGGGGUGCGUUGCGCCCUGAAGAGGAUGUAUGUCAACAAUGAACAUGAUCUGCAGGUGUGCAAAUGCGAGAUUCAAAUCAUGAAAGACCUCGUCGGCCACAAGAACAUCGUUGGUUAUCUGGACUCCAGUAUUACGGCUAUGGGAUCGAGGGAUGUAUGGGAGGUUCUCAUACUUAUGGACUACUGCAAGGGAGGGCAGGUGGUCAAUUUGAUGAAUCAAAGGCUGCAGACUGGCUUCACCGAGGCUGAGGUGCUGCAGAUCUUCUGUGACACCUGUGAUGCUGUUUCUCGCCUUCACCAGCGCAAGACGCCCAUCGUCCACAGAGACCUUAAGGUGGAGAACAUCCUCCUGCAUGACAAGGGUCAUUAUGUGCUGUGUGACUUCGGCAGCGCCACUGACAAGUUCCAGAGCCCGCAGACUGAAGGAGUGGCAACCGUGGAGGAAGAGAUCAAAAAGUACACCACUUUAUCAUAUCGAGCCCCUGAGAUGGUGAACCUCUACAACAACAAGAUUAUCACCACGAAAGCGGAUAUCUGGGCACUGGGCUGUUUGCUGUACAAGUUGUGCUUCUUCACUCUGCCCUUUGGUGAAAGCCAGGUGGCCAUCUGUGAUGGCAGUUUCACCAUUCCAGAUAACUCCCGCUACUCUUACGAUCUUCACUGCCUCAUUCGGUACAUGCUGGAGCCAGACCCAGACAAAAGACCAGAUAUCUACCAGGUGUCCUACUUUGCUUUUAAACUAGCUCAGCGGACCUGCCCUGUUCAGAAUCUGAAGAAUUCUCCGAUUCCUUCUAAACUUCCUGAGCCAAUCAAAGCAAGCGAGGCUGCUGCAGCAAAGAAGAGCCAGACUAAGCCUAGACUGACGGAUCCAAUUCCCACCACUGAAACCUCCAUCACCCCUCGCCAGAGGCCCAAAGCAGCUCAUACCCAGCCCACGGCUGGCAUCCUACCCAUCCAGCCUGCUGCUCUCACCCCUCGCAAGCGGGCUAAUCUCCCUGGUGGUGCAGCUCCGCCUGUGGGAGUCAGUUUAGACCUCUCUCAGCCGGCUGCAGCUCUGCAGUCACAGAAGGCACAGACCUCAGUGCUGCCGCUCAUCCACUCACAAAACAAUUCAAAUCAGGCUGCAACUCCACAGAAGCAGCCGGUGCAGCCAGCUGCAGCUACAGAGAGUACAACAACAGCAGCAGUCGUUCCACCCGUAACCAAGGCUGACGUACAGCCACAAGCACAGCCGAUAGUUCAACAACAGACCACUCCUUCGUCCGUGGUCAGCGCCGGCUCCCAGCAGGCAGCCCAGACUCCGUCGAGCCCAGCCCCACCUCAACGCCCGGCUCGGCGCAAGCAGGCCGGCCAGGCUCAGCAGCCGGCGGCGCAGCCUUCGCCCAGCAAACCGUCCCCUGGUCAGCCGCCUAUAUCUGUUCAGCAGCAGCAGCAGAUAACACAGCCAGCAGCUGCCCAGGCUCAGCCUGCGUCCGCCGAGGUCAGCCAAAAAGCAGCUGAGACUACUCCACCUGCUUCUCCAAAGACAACUGAAGAACGAGGCCAUCAGCGCAUACCAAGUGACGCCACAGCGAGCAGCUUUGCUGGAGCUGCAGUGAGUGACUCCUCACAGCAGCCACAAAGAACUAACGGAGACACUCCCCUCAACCAGUCACUUCCAUCUCAACCAAGCUCUGUCCAGCUUGGUGUUGCUGAUGCCGGACAGGACCAAAGCAAAGCUGGAGACGCCGUUCUCGUGCCUGGCGGUGGCACCAACGCCUCCACACAGCCCGCGUGGAACCCAUUUGACGACGACGACUUCUCUAACCUCACUGCAGAGGAAUUCAAAUCUGAGGACAAAAAUCCUGCUGACUUGCCUUCAGAAGUUGAGUCAACAUCUGACUCAGGAGUUGAGGAGUUGAUACCAGGCCUGCAUGCCUCAACUGUGGAUAAUACACCCCAGGAAACUGUUGAAAGGCCUUCAGCCAUCCUUGAUGUGGAUUCAGGAGCGUCACUGUUGAUUGUCCCUGAUCCUUUCUGUACUCUCGAACUGUCAGACACACCAGAGAAGCUGAUCGAAGGUCUCAAAUCUCCCGACACGUCUUCACUCAUGCUUCCUGACCUCUUGUCGUUGUCUGAUCCCUUCGGUGGCGCCGUGGAAGAGUCUGCAAAGGGUAAAGACCAUCUCCAUACAGACGACUCUCUCCUGGGCUGCUCUCUGAUCUCCGGUCCGUCCGCCCCUCCAGCAGCGAGCAGCACCACCUCCUCUGUCUCUUCAGCUCCCACCUCCGCUGCCUCCGCUUUGGAUGAUUUCAGCCUGUUGUCUGGAGACUCCACACAGCCUAAAGCAGACUCGUCUCUCCUGAUCUCGGAGCCUCAGCAAGCCAGCGCAGACGUCGGCACGGAGGAUGAGUUUGACCCUAUUCCCGUCACAGGCCGAAAGAACUCCCAAGACCUGCAGAGGGAGCUCAACAGUAAUGUACAGCGAGCUGCUAAGGCUGUGGCUCCUGUGCAGUUCACUGAGGAGAAUCAAAGGCAGAAGAUCGAGCAGAAGACGUCCGCUGCAUGUGUCUAUAAUAAGCACACGUUGCCAUCAGAUGGAAGGAGCAUACAACACAGCACAACACCAGCGACUUCCACCAGCGUGCACUUUAUACCUACCAACCAAGUGUCCCAGUUUCAGCCCCCAAACAGCCCAGUUACCUCUGAUGUCUUCCAGCUGGCUCCUUUUAAGACACCAGGAAAAGAAAGCAAGAUGGCAUUCAGCAGCUCCUCCUUUAUUCCGUCUCGUAAACCUGCUGAGACAUCUGAUGUUUUCCUCCAGGCACCGUUUGGAAAGAGGCAGGAAACCGCCAAAGCUGUUCCCAGUAACACUCAGAUAUUGAAGUCUGGUACACAGCAGAUCCAACCCACCAAACAGUGUCACCUGGUCCCUGUAUCAUCUCCUCCUGCACCUCAAUGUCUUGGUAUGCGUGCUCACCAUGUCCACACUGAGAGACCUCUGCUCCAGCAGCCGGUGGUAGUGCACCGUGUCGUCUCCAGGAUCGGUCAGCAGGCUGCUGUAGGUUCAGUCGCUGUAGGGCCUCUGCAUGCCUGGACCAUCGGGGGAAGAGCUCUGGAAGACCCGUUUACUGCUGCACCUUUUCAGCCGAGAUACUCUCAGGGGAAACCUUGAUUGAAAUAUGCCAAGUCAGUUUUUUUCUGCAACUUAAGAAGGAGCCAAAGUUUAGUUCGCCUGCAGUAUUACCCACAUUUCUAAUGUAGUUUUACUCUUUGUUACUGCAGUAUUAAAUGAAAAUCAUUAUCCUUUUAUCCAAUAAUGUGCUUGUUUAAACUUAAAGUUCUACCUCAGUCAUGUGAGUGCGUCUUUCGGCACUUUACAAAGAGUCUGAACUUGAACUGAGAAGUUCUUAAAAUGAACUUGAAGGAUUGGUCCCGGACUUAAUUUAAAUUGUUAAACUCAAUAUUGAAAAGGGUUUUGUUAAUAAAAACUGUUAGCUUAGCUGUUUCUCGUUGAUAAUUAUUGAAUAUAUGUGUCUGUUUGACCUUUACAAACAUAGACAAAUAUUUAACAGCAUCAGAAAACAGGAAUAUCCUCUUAAAGAUAAAAAAUUUCAGUUUUAGUCUGCAUUAAAAACACGUCUAAUUCAGAUUUAAAUCUUUCUAGCAGUCUCCCCUCGUUUACAUUUAGAUUAGAGAUUGUGCCUUUAACAUUAAGGGUAUCAUUGCAGGCCUCUGGUCGAUAUUCAGCAUCAGUCCUGCAAAAGAUACCAAACAUUUUGCUGCAAGCCAAAGAAAUCGUUGGAAAUGAAAUGCAAUGAUGUGAAACAUGUUUCAGACAGAUGAAGUGGAAAAAAAUGUUUAUGAAGUUAUUACGUUCAUAUUAACAGAGAGGAAGCACUAAACGUUUUAUAAAUGUUUUCAGAAAAGACUGUCGAGUUACUUAAAAUCCCAAAUGGCUGCUCACUAGAGAGCAUUAUACUGAAACCAGUAUAUUGUUAGGAUUUAGGACUGGAAGGAUUUCAAGCUCAAUUUACCUUCUUUACUGCUUAAUAAUCGUUCACAGGUUGCUGCUGCGAUUUUCCCACAAACUGCACCAGUGUUAAUGGACCUUUAUAUUUCUCUUGAAAGGAUUAUUUUUGAUUUGUUUGAAACUGCUAAUGUUGUUUGUCUUUGUUCUUUGGUAUUUUUAAAUGAUACGUAUCAUGUCUGUGGUCUUUCAGCGUAACGUCUAAAGGAAUUCUCAAGAGGUGUUAAAGACCCAGAAAAAUCAGCAUCAUCUCCACCCAGAUGUUUCUCUCACAGUGAUAAGAUUUCAGAUAAUGCUUCUUAUUUUGCUUUAUACUUUGGCACAGUAAGGACUUGUUGUAAAUUGUGCUGCCCCUGCAACAUUUGUGUAUUUCUAUACUAUCUGGCUGAUGAAUACUGGACAAUAGGAAAGAUUGUCAGUAAAAAUGAAACUGUAUUGUAUUAAAGGGUUGUAAACGUAA
This is a messenger RNA of Larimichthys crocea (large yellow croaker), 5657 nucleotides long. RefSeq names its product AP2-associated protein kinase 1-like. The transcript is spliced from 20 exons. The coding region runs from base 989 to 4342 and encodes 1117 amino acids. NCBI's taxonomy places the organism in Eukaryota, Metazoa, Chordata, Actinopteri, Sciaenidae. Gene Ontology annotation, biological process: protein phosphorylation. Gene Ontology annotation, molecular function: protein kinase activity; ATP binding. The record is from RefSeq and is a predicted model, not a curated record.